Molecule: messenger RNA, 1819 nt
Organism: Chara braunii
Lineage: Eukaryota; Viridiplantae; Streptophyta; Charophyceae; Charales; Characeae
Source: the annotation of a GenBank genome assembly
GUCCUUAGAAGAGUCAGUCAGUGGGCCAGUGUCUGCGUAGGUCUACGUGGUGAGGAGUGGGACUUUUGUCGUGCACCUGGCACCACGAUGGAUGACUAUCCGAUGUAUGGGUUGCUCGUUGGGUUCUCCCUCUGGGGGACCUUAUGGCGUCUCCUCUUUCCUUUGGGCUUUUUGCCCACCUUCACGUGUAGAGUAGGGACUCGGGGUGGUACUUCCACCCAACCUUACACGAAGGAGGAGGAGGAGAAGAUGGCCGCCGUCCUGAGGGAAAGAAAGGAGAAGAAAGAGGCCAAGAAGAAGGCCCUACAGGAGGAGCAGGUGGCCAAAUUAAAAAAGAUAGAGGAAGCCAGGGAGAAAGAGAGACUGAAGAAAGAAGAAGAGGAGAAGUUGAAGGAGGUGGAAGAGGAAGAGGAGGAAGACGAAACGCCAUUGCAGAAGAAGAGAGUGCAGUACAGUGGCAGCAGAGAUGAUGAGAUGGAGAAACGGAUUUCAGAGUGGGUCGCCAACUUAUCCUUAGGCGAAGAAGAAGAGGUGGCGAUGUAUAUCUCUAAGGACGACCAAGACGCCGCCAUGAGAGCAUGGGAAGCAGAAGCAGAUGUUAUAAAGCGGCAAGCGUUGGAAGAUGAGAAGAGGAUGGAGUGGAAGUUGGCGGUGAUGAAGGAGAAGAAGAGGAGAGGAGACGCGGCAGCGGAGGCGGCAAAAGAAUUAGAAGAGGUACAAAAGAUAGAAGAGCAAUUAGCCGCCCAAGCUGAUCUCCCAAAGAAAAUGGAGGUCAUAGCCCGAAAUGUUGCACGCUUAGCGCGAAUUCAACCAGAGCAGUAUGACUUCAGUAGGAGCCAGCAUAUAGCUGUGCGUUCAAUACGAUUGGGAUUUCGGGACUUUGCUCGCGAAUUGGUCGGUGUUGUAGGAGUCGAGGUGGGCCACCGCCUUGACAAGACUGAGCGGUUUUGCGUUGGUGCCAUUGAAGGCGUCAAGGCGGCAGCUCCCAAGGAGGAGGAAGCACGUCCUCCUCGCCGGGAGCCGGUCAAGGUCAAAUUCCCUGAUUCCUAUAGUGGAAAAUGGGAAGAGAACUUUGACAAUUGGGAGGCCAAUGUCAAGACCUAUGUGCAUCUGCAACAGGUCUGCCCGGAUCAGCACGUUCUGAUUGCGAUCCAUGCACUUAGAGAUGAGGCCGCCAGCUUUGCGAGGUCCUUAGUUCGUGCCGCCAACUGCAAUGAUGAUGCAGUUGCCUACUCAUUCACUCCUCUAGUCGACUUCUUAAAGUUGCUGCGCGAGCGAUUUGCUGAUGUCGCUCGGAGUGUCAAAACCUCAGACAAGCUCCGGACGAUCCAUGCUCGUAAGUGGAAGAGUGCCAGGGCACUCAAGAGCACAAUGGACGAAUUAGUAGCUGUCCUUGACCACGGGGUUACAGACACUCAGUUGGUCGCCCUCUUCUAUAGAGCUAUGCCCGAAGUUUUUCGCGGGCACUUCUUCGCGAAGAGCGAAGACCCUGCCACCACUUAUGAUUCCCUUAGUCGUGAAGUGGUGGCCUUUGAGGCAAAAUCUGUGUCAGUCUCCACCUUCUUGCACAAAGAUUUGGAUAAGGGAAAGCAAUGGAAGGGCCGCACUAUCUCUCGGCAGGUGAAGACUAAGGAUAGUCUUGUCCUAACUUUAGAUGAGGGUAGUGUGGAUGAGAUCCCCUACGAUCAGAUUGAGUGGGGGUUAGAGGAGGAGGACAGCGGUGUGGGCUAGGGGAGAACUUACGCUGCUGUCGCGGCUGGAGGGAGGCCGCAAGGAGGAGGACAAGGUCAGCGCCAAGGGGGCCGGGCCUUAGGGAGCC